Echinococcus granulosus is the source of this 1062-nucleotide messenger RNA. RefSeq lists its product as hypothetical. NCBI's taxonomy places the organism in Eukaryota, Metazoa, Platyhelminthes, Cestoda, Cyclophyllidea, Taeniidae. The record is from RefSeq and is a predicted model, not a curated record. The coding region runs from base 1 to 1062 and encodes 353 amino acids. The transcript is spliced from 11 exons.
AUGAUAGAUAGCACCACCAAACUCACUAAAUCUAAAGUAACCCAACAUGGUAAAUUAUAUUUUGAUGUAGCUAUGUACAGGCGCAUAAGUAGAACUUGCGAAGAAAUUAAAACGGACUGUACACAUAUUCGCACAGGAUAUUGCCACACUCACACCUGUUUUACCAGAAGUUUUGCCCUAGGAAUUCGGUUACUCACCUGGCUGUGGAUACACGAGACCUGGCGUAAGGAAAUCUAUGGGACCAAAAAAUACAAAAUUUGGGAAUGGUUUCAAAAAGUUUGUUGUUCUGCUCUUAAAGCAAUCUUUUUAAGCAUUCUUUUCUUUUUUCUCGAAUUUGCAAGGGUGACAUCCAGUUUCAUGAGUAAAUUGUUUUAUUUUGAUUAUGUCAAUCAAUUUUACAACACUAAAUCCAGUGACAAUAUGAACGUCAACGCACUUGGAAAAGUUGGUAAUCAAUUGACUGGUGACAAAUAUUUUAGCAAAUUUAUAUUAACCGGGUUCGCUAAUUACUUCUACAACAAAUUAACUGAUUGCAAAUGCUUAGGAUCAAAACUUAUUAUUUCUACGAGAAUUAUUGUUUUCCGUUUAUCUGACAGCAACAUAGUGGAAAUUAGGAAAACUGAACUAAUUCCUUUAUCAUACUUGCCUUGUAGAGUGCGGUUUAUUUUAAAAUUUGCCUCCAUCCGACUAGAUGAAAUAUUAGUAAGGAGAAAGUACAAUAAAAUAAACAUUCCACAGAUGUCCUACCACUUUUUUCUUACUAAGGAGGAAAUUAUUUUGCUCAUUUGCAAAGAAUUGGCACAAAACCACAGGGAAAUAAUGUGUUACAAGGCUAUACAUAUUACGAGAUCAUCUCGUCUUGAUCUCCAAACUUUACAAUCACUCGAUGAACAAAUUUUUCCAUGGUCAGAAUUUUAUUUUUGUCAAAAUAACAGCACUCUAUUUAACACCAAGAAAUGCACUUUUAAAGGGAGUGCUUUAAGAGAAAAUAUUGUUCAAAGCAAUUCCUUAAAAACUCAAAUAACUUUAAAAAAACAUCUUUUAUUAGCACAAAUUCGUUAA